Messenger RNA from Australozyma saopauloensis, 714 nucleotides. RefSeq lists its product as uncharacterized. Gene Ontology annotation, biological process: cristae formation. The transcript has a single exon. The record is from RefSeq and is a predicted model, not a curated record. The coding region runs from base 1 to 714 and encodes 237 amino acids. Gene Ontology annotation, cellular component: mitochondrial crista junction; MICOS complex. Lineage: Eukaryota; Fungi; Ascomycota; Pichiomycetes; Serinales; Metschnikowiaceae.
AUGUCCCGUAUCCUCAUCUCGAUCACAGGUGCGGCUGCAUACAUGUAUGCGCAACACACUCCGGUUUUGAACGAGUCAAAAAGACGCUUCUACGCCGAAACAACCGAUGUUUCGACUGUCCCCGGAAAUACCUCUGAAGAAACACAAUUGUUGGGUCCUCGUGAAGUUGUGGGUGGCAUGACGGUUCGCCUGACGCCAAUUUUGGAAGGUGUAUUCGAAGCCGCACGCAAAACGGUCGAAAACUCGUUUGAAACGGUUGAAAGCUACGUCAACGACGGAAAGACUUCUUUGUAUGCAACCGAGCGCCAGGUUCUGGCCACCGUGCAGAGCUUACAUCACCGGUCGGAAGAUUUGAUGCCCAAUGCCAUCUAUGUGGCCGUAGCAGCACUCACAGGCCAGAUUAUGGCCCGUAAUAGGGGAUUUGUAGCCAAGGCAGUUUUGCCCGUAGGACUCGGAUUGGGAGCGUUCAAGUACUUCUUGCCACACACUUUUGCGCACACCACUGACUUUGUAUGGAAGGCGGAACAGCGGGCCAUGCCUGGUCUCGCUAGCACGCAGGGCGCUGCUGUUGAGAAGGCUGAGAAGUUUGCCAAGACGCUCGAGGAGUCUGCGGUCAAGGGACAGGAGAAAUACUACAGUGGAGUGGAGUCGCUUCAGCAGAACGUACGCAAGUUCACCGGUUUGAACUUGAGCGAGGAGGUUUCGGACAAGUAG